Messenger RNA from Symsagittifera roscoffensis, 1749 nucleotides. Its product is annotated as protein hu-li tai shao-like. NCBI's taxonomy places the organism in Eukaryota, Metazoa, Xenacoelomorpha, Acoela, Convolutidae. Gene Ontology annotation, cellular component: plasma membrane; cytoskeleton; postsynaptic density. The transcript has 8 exons. The record is from RefSeq and is a predicted model, not a curated record. The coding region runs from base 283 to 1749 and encodes 488 amino acids. Gene Ontology annotation, molecular function: actin filament binding.
AUAUUGUGCCAUUGACCACAAUUCCACAAGUUCUUUUCGACAAUAUAUGCACCAGAUUUAUCUCAAUUUCUAAAUCGCGUUUAGUUUCUGGUCGGUUCUUAGCAUUUUGAGAACAAAACUAUGUGGUUGAACCUUGAAUCAACUGUUUAAUUACUUGAAUCUACUAACUUUUGUUAAGGAUAACGAUGAUCGUGUUAUUUCGAAUUCAGAGUCAGAUUGUGUAUCUAGCAUAGUAUUGAAAUUGCAUUGGUAAGAUACUGAAGACGAAGACUGCAACUCAAAAUGCCUUCUGCGCCCAAACAGGACUUUCAGCAGGAGUUCGCCGACAAGCGAGAUAAGUUUAUGACUAAUGGCACUAUCCACGAAGAAGAAGAUUUCGAAAAACCGGCCGCAAUUGAGGCGGAUAUCAAGGACAUGGAGAAGAGGAAGAGAGUGUCGUAUAUCAUGAACAGUGACGCCUUCAGAGCAGAGCUGGAGAACAUCAUCGACUACCAGCUGUCCCAUGGGCCCCACCCGGCCAGUGUCAUGGCACUGCAACACCUCGCAGACAUGCUCCUUCCCACCAACGGGGCAGGACCAUCCACCUCCACACUCUCUAAAGACGCGGGACCCCCUCCCGCAGCUGUGGGCUCGACGCCCAGUAAAGCAUCCGGUGGCAGUGUGACCCCUAUAGCCGAUCUGCGUGGAGUGGACGCGAGUGGCUACAGUAAAGGAGAGCGCUUCCUCAGAUGCAAGCUGGCUUCCUUGUUCCGACUGCUGGACCAAGAGGGCUGGGCAGACUCCUCCGUCGGAACCACCACCCACAUCUCAGCCAGAGUCUCCGGCGAGCAGGACAGUGUGUUGAUCAACCCUAGUGGCCUGCACCUGCAGGAGAUCAGUGCCACCACCCUGGUCAAAGUGGACCAGCAUGGCAAUGUGAUGCAUCCUGGAAGCACCACAUUCGGAGUGAGUGGCGUGGCCACCAGUAUGCACACGGCACUGCACAGAGCCAGACCAGAUGUCAGGUGCAUCCUACACCUCAAAGAGGCCCAUGUCAACGCGGUUUCCGCUAUGAAGCACGGCCUCCUACGCACAGGAGUGGACAGUUGUGUGCUGGGUAAUAUCUCCACCCACCCCUUCUUCGUCUCAGGGGGAGGAGCUCUCUCGGACGAUGUGAAGGAGUCUUUGUCGAGGGAGUUGGGAGCCGUGAACAAAGUGAUGCUGCUGAGCAACCUGGGAGCAGUAGUGUGCGGAGCCACAAUUGAAGAGACAUGGCAGCUAACCACAAACCUGGUGCAAGCAUGCAGGUCACAGCUGCAGUGCCUGCAAGCUGCUGGCGGCAACGUGGACAAUAUCAGUCUUGUCGGCGAAGACGAGGCUCAGAAGGUUUUCCAGAGUGCCUGGAGUGGAGGAGACCUCGAUUCUGAGGGAGGACGACAAUGGAAGUUCGGAGAGAUGUUGUUCGAAACUAAGAUGCGCCAGUUUGACAACAGCGGCUACAGGACCGGAUACAUAUACAAGAAUCCAUUGAUCAAAGUCCCCACCAAGCCCAAGUUUGAUGUUGAGGUGCCUCCAGCGACUAGCUCAAUGGGAUACUUCUCGGACAGUGAGACCCUACGGGCGACUAAGAACUCACGAGAUAGAUACAUCCACUCGGGUGGCUACGAGAGAACGGAGGCUGAAAUCUUCUCGGACGGAGACACGCCAGCGGACAAAAAGACCAAGAUCAAGUGGGUGCGCAAAGAUGACACAUCAGUUCAAAAUAUUUGA